UUUUAUUUUUCCUUGUUGAAUUGUGUCAUAACUUUAAACUACCAUUUUUUAAAGUAAACUAAUCUUUCUUAUCCCAAAUUAAUUGCAUCUGAAUGCUUUCUGUGUGUCUGUAGUAGUAAAUACCUGUAAUUUUAAUCUAGUACUGGAUCUAUUGGUUAACAAAUUUAAUAACAGCAUGGCAUUCAGAGGAGGCCGUAGGUUUUAACUUCCUUUCCUGAGAGGACUUAGUUGGAAUGUAUGUGCAGGUAAGUCCUAUAAGAAAUGACAACUACCUGAUUAAUUUCUAAAUUCACCAGUGACCAUGGUCGAAGUUCAUUGCAAAUCAAAGACACCAUGUAGGCCAAAUUUACCACAGGGGAAAACAGAUGAACUGAGCCUGGAUGUUCAUUGCAAGGAUAUUAAGAGAUAGGGGCUAUAACAGGUUAACAAUGAUAGAAUUCCCCCUAGAAACAUUGUUAGUCAAAGGGCCAUUUGCACAAGCUGGCAGCUGUACAGGUACAGAAUUUAUUCCCCUGGGAAGCUGAGUUUUCUCAAUCUACCCUGGCAACUUUACAUAAACAUGGUGGUAGCAGUGCCUUAAAAGCCACACUUCCCCAGCUUAGGCAGACAUUAACUCACCAGACUACAGCAGUCAGAGUAGGCAGAAGACUGUAGCUUCUUUAGAUUGAAAAUAAUCAAUUUUUAUUUCCCUCAUACAGCGGUAUCUUGCAAUUGUGUUUUUAUUCUUCAGAGCGUAAGUUUUUGUUAGCUCUCCAAACACCAAAGUCUGAUCCAAACAAAGGAAUAAAUUUACUGUCCCUAAAAAUGUAAGACCUGUCCUGUUUGACAUGUCUAUUAGCUGUGUUUGUGAUUACAAACCGUUCCUAUGGACAGAGCGAUUAUUUAUGUAGCGGACAGUGGCAGAUCUGUUGCCAGUCAAAUUCCUCCCAAAGGGCUCAGUGCACGCAGGGAAUAGGAGGAGCAUCAGCAGCAUUACAGACUGCAACAAACACAUCUCAUGCAAAAGACAGAAGAGCACAGAGGAGAAAAGAGAAAGAGGAUUGAGAGAAAACUAUGCUGCUUGAGGAAGAAAAGAUAUAAACUGACAAUCAAACACAUCAGGAGUUACACAAGCAACAUGUCUCGGUCACCAGGAAGAAAGCAGGAGAACCACAAAAUAAGCAGAGAACUUUUUGUACUCACAUAUGGGGCUUUGGUAGCCCAGUUGUGCAAGGACUAUGAAAAAGAUGAAGAUGUCAAUGCCUGUUUAGAUAGAAUGGGAUACAGCAUUGGCAUUAGGCUGAUUGAUGACUUUCUGGCUCGUUCAGCUGUGAAAAAGUGCCGUAGUUACUCUGAAACUGCAGACGUGAUUGCACAGGUUGCUUUCAAGAUGUACCUUGGGGUCACCCCUAGUGUGAGCUGCAGUAAUGCCACAGGGAAUGAAUUCUCCUUAAUCCUGGACAAAAACCCACUAGUGGAUUUUGUGGAGGAGCUGCCAGCAGAACGAGCAUCACUUUGCUACUGUAACCUCCUCUGUGGGGUGAUUCGAGGUGCCUUGGAAAUGGUUCACUUAGCAGCAGAAGUUUCCUUCCUCCAGGACAGGCUGAAGGGUGAUGCUGUGACAGAAAUAGGAAUUACAUUUUUAAGGAAGCCUGAAGACAGAAGGCACAGAAGGAACAAAUGAAAGAAAUAUUGGAAGAAAACACUUGCUGAGGGAUAUUUUGUGCCUUUUGUUUCAGAAGAAGACAGGAUAAAAGUGGCUUUGCUGAAUCAGCUGCACCAGCCACUUGGUUGAAAGGUGAAGAGAGAUGGGCAGCAAAGAGGAGGGACAGGGCAGGGGAGAGCAAUGUUAAUUGUCAUGACACAGAUAUCUA
Molecule: messenger RNA, 1853 nt
Organism: Cyanistes caeruleus (blue tit)
Lineage: Eukaryota; Metazoa; Chordata; Aves; Passeriformes; Paridae
Source: RefSeq, a predicted model, not a curated record